AUGUUUAAACCUAUACGAAAAACUCACCCUUUAAUCCAAAUUGUAAAUAACGCUCUUGUCGACCUUCCCGCCCCUUCAAAUAUUUCAGCUUGAUGAAAUUUUGGUUCAUUAUUAGGAGUAUGUUUAAUACUUCAAAUUUUAACUGGUUUAUUUUUAGCAAUACAUUAUGCAGCUGAUAUCGAAACAGCUUUUAACAGAGUAAAUCAUAUUUGUCGAGAUGUCAAUAAUGGUUGAUUUUUACGAAUUUGCCAUGCCAAUGGAGCUUCUUUUUUUUUUGCUUGUUUAUUCAUCCACGUUGGACGAGGAGUAUAUUAUGAAUCAUAUUUAUACCAUAUAACAUGAAAUACAGGAGUUAUUAUUUUAUUUUUAACAAUAGCAACAGGAUUUUUAGGAUAUGUAUUACCUUGAGGACAAAUAUCUUUUUGAGGAGCAACAGUAAUUACAAAUUUAUUAUCCGCAGUCCCUUAUUUAGGAAUAGAUUUAGUUCAAUGAAUUUGAGGAGGAUUUGCUGUAGAUAACGCUACAUUAACUCGAUUUUUCACUUUUCAUUUUAUUUUUCCUUUUAUUAUUUUAGCAUUAAUAAUAGUUCAUUUACUAUUUCUUCACCAAACAGGAUCAAAUAACCCUUUAGGAUUAAAUAGAAAUGUAGACAAGAUUCCAUUCCACCCAUAUUUUAUUUACAAGGAUAUUUUUGGGUUUAUUAUUUUUUUAUGAUUUUUAUUAGCUUUUAUUUGAAAAUUUAAUUACUUAUUAAUAGACCCAGAAAAUUUUAUCCCAGCUAAUCCUUUAGUGACUCCUGUUCAUAUUCAACCUGAAUGAUAUUUUUUAUUUGCAUACGCAAUUUUACGAUCAAUCCCCAAUAAAUUAGGAGGAGUAAUUGCUUUAGUACUAUCUAUUGCAAUUCUAUUGAUUUUACCUUUUACUCAUCAAAGUAAAUUUCGAGGAUUACAAUUUUACCCUUUAAACCAAAUUUUAUUUUGAAAUAUAGUAAUUGUAGCCUCAUUAUUAACAUGAAUUGGAGCUCGUCCAGUAGAAGACCCUUAUGUUUUAACUGGACAAAUUUUAACUGUUUUAUAUUUUUCUUAUUUUUUAAUUAAUCCAAUACUAGCCAAAUUUUGAGAUAAGUUACUAAAUUAA
This is a messenger RNA of Anopheles bellator, 1137 nucleotides long. The record is from the annotation of a RefSeq genome assembly. Lineage: Eukaryota; Metazoa; Arthropoda; Insecta; Diptera; Culicidae.